AACGCACAGAAGGAGACUGAGCGCCCAUCCGAGAAAGCGUCUGGACAUCACAGGUCUUGAGCCAAAUGCGCGUUCAUUUUACAAGAAGCGUUUGCCUUCAUUCGUCGAUUGUCCGAUAGAAUUCGGGUUGCCUAUUUGCUAACGCGAAAUUACUAGGGCACAAGGGACGCUGGCUGGUUUGAGGAUUCUUGUUUGGAUUUUUUGGCUAAGAUGAAGUUCGUUGUUGUCCUGGUGGCCGCCGGGGUUCUGGCCUUUCUCGGCGCAGUCAUUUGCAUCAUUGCCGGUGUUUACGCGCGCUCGUCGCCUGCUGGACCUCAAGCUCUAGCUGACAACCGAUCUUUGUCCACGGAAUCUCUCCUACAGCCACUCUCUCCUGGAUCCGUGGCGUACGCGGGCCCUCUGGGAGCUCUCCACGGUUCUGAAUCAUACGAAGGAGGGGGCCUGGGCCUUGGUAUGGAGGUUCCUACACUGAACGAGCUCAGCCCUGGACAGGUGACUGGUGAGAACCGCAAACAAUAUACCUUCAGUCGGCUUAUUUGCACACCAAUUCCAGUCGGAGAUUGUAAAUCGAAAGGCUUCAACCAGCAAGCCGACGACCCUUACGCAGAUGACGAGUGGCACUAUCUCAGAACCACUGCCGAAGAGCUACGGCAAACUGUCAUGCAGCAAAAUGAUCAGAUAGAAAUUGACCAGAGAACCAUAGGGGAAUUGACUGGAAAGCUCUCGGAAUGCGAAAGUGGACUGGAGGACACCAGCAUCUCCGAGAGGAGCGUGGGGGUCUGGGCGGGUAACCGCCGCUUGAUGGCCGGGGAUGACGUGAGCGCAUCGGCUGCAGCACAGCUGCAAACCGCCCGGGCUGUAGAGGAACUGGAGAAAGCCAUUCUCCAGCUCAAAGACCGCAUUGAAAAGCUCGAGGCUGAGAUAGGGCCGGCGCCGGUCCAGAACCACACGGACGUGGGCACCAAGGGCUUCAUCAAGGCCAGCGGCAAGCCCAGCUGGCGGGUGGAGGACCUGGAGGGGGAGCUGGAGAAGAAGAUGGAGCUCCUGGAGAAGGAGAGGAAGGCCUUGCGCAAGGAGACCCAGGGCCACCACAAGGAGAUCGACGAGGGACUCAACACCCUCCACAACCGCAUCGCCGAGCUGGAACAGAGUCUUACAGACUACAGCUACCCAGAGGGCUACAAGCUGUCGUUCCCAGUGCGCACCAACUACAUGUAUGGGAUGGUCAGGAAGGUCAUCCCUGAGAUGUACGCCUUCACUGCCUGCAUGUGGCUGAAGCCCACGGAGGGGGGCAUCGGCACCCCGUUCUCCUACGCCGUCCCAGAACAGCCCAACGAGCUGGUGCUGCUCCAAGGGGUCCACAACCCUGUUGAGCUGCUCAUCAACGACAAGGUAGCACAGCUGCCCCUGUCCCUCCCUGUCGGCCUCUGGCAGCACAUCUGUAUCAGCUGGACAUUACGGGAUGGCGUGUGGCGGGCCUACCAAGGAGGCAAGUUGAAGGGCCAGGGUGAAGGUCUAGCGGCCUGGCAUCCCAUCAGACCUGGGGGAGUGCUCAUCUUGGGGCAGGAGCAGGAUACCCUUGGAGGCCGGUUCGAUGCGUCCCAGGCGCUGGUUGGGGAACUGUCCAAGUUCAACAUGUGGGACCGAGUGCUGUCCCCCACAGAGGUGUCCAGCCUGGCCAGCUGCAGCGGCUCAGCCAAGCUGGGCAACGUGUCCCCGUGGACAGAUCGAGACGUGGACGUUUUGGGAGGAGCCACCAAAGAGCCGGUGGACCCCUGCGCCCGCGGCUCAGGGCCACAGCAGUAGGAAGGGGGAGGGGCCCCGCGGGAGGGGUGGGGUGCUGGGAAGAUGUUUUGAUAUUCACCACAGUAGACCAACAACUGGUCAUGACCUUUACGAGAGCCUCGCUGUGUGUCGUAUCUCAGUGUCCACACUGACAGUCUUUCUAGCACAGUCAUACUGAUGUACAGAGUAGUCAUCUCACCCUGGUGGUGUUGUAAAGGGUGAGGGGUGAAGCCUGCUCGCAGCUUUGUGUAAUUACUCAGUGUGUUUGCAUUUAGAGAGGGCUCUGGAGCAGUGGCCAGUCUGCGCUGUGGAGCACUGAGAGGGGUCAUCUAGUCUGCUGCUUGUGUUGUUCUCUACAGGUUUCCUGUUUGAUAGUUGCCAUUUUAAGUGUUGCUACAAUGCGUUUUGCAUACACAGCAAGAUAAUGGAAAUCAUGUGUGUGUGUGUGUGUGUGUGUGUGUGUGUGUGUGUGUGUGUGUGUGUGUGUAUGGGUGUGUAUAUGUGUGUGUGUGUGUGUGUAUAUGUGUGUGUAUAUGUGUGUGUGUGUGUGUGUGUGUGCGCGUAUGUCUCAACUCACAUGUAACCAUUAGGUCAUUGCCAUAAAUGGUUUGAUCACCGUAUUAUAAUGCAUCGUGUGUGUAAAGCUUCUGUCACAGUCUCACAAGCUUUUGUUGGUUGUACUCGCUGGUUUGCAGAUAUUGUUGCUGUGAUGUGUUGUGAUUAGGUCAAGGUUAUUCCAACAGUAAGCAAGCUUGGGCAGUGUUGUAAUAAACUUGUAAUGAGCCUCCCUCUAUAGGUCCUGGGGAUGCCCUGGAACAUGUCGAUUGGGCAGGUAAUAUUACGUAACCGAAUAGUACUCAGGACUAAUCAGUGUAUGUACAUGUUUGUUAUCUAAGGGAAUGCAGGCUUAUCAAGACAACAGGCCCUCAGUGCACAUGAAUGAUUUCACCUAAUCUCAUCAAUCCAUCAAUCCAUUACCUUCGGUUAGUCCCCAGCAAAAGCCAAAUUGUAUUUAUUAACUGGUUGAAUGUACAAACAAUGAGAAUGAAAAGAAAUAUGUGAGAGGAGACUAAGCCCUUAAACAAGUGUAUUUAAAGAUGUUUUGGCUGCUAACUCUCAGCCAUGCCUCACAAAUUAUAUUACGAAUGGUUGUAAAGUGCCUGAAAAUAGCCCAAAAUCUUGGAUUUUCUUUUUUCUAUCGCUAUGGGUCAUGGUGUUGAUAACAUGUGAUGUCAUUGUUGAGCUUGUUCAGUUGCACCUCCAUGGAUCUUCGAUAAAAUUGUAAACUGUGGCUAAAAAAAAGAAAUAAAACUACCAA
Messenger RNA from Sardina pilchardus (European sardine), 3103 nucleotides. It is a transcript of the gene nptxrb, whose product is annotated as neuronal pentraxin receptor b. The transcript has 5 exons. The record is from RefSeq and is a predicted model, not a curated record. The coding region runs from base 211 to 1806 and encodes 531 amino acids. Lineage: Eukaryota; Metazoa; Chordata; Actinopteri; Clupeiformes; Clupeidae.